Penicillium canescens is the source of this 552-nucleotide messenger RNA. RefSeq lists its product as uncharacterized. The transcript has 4 exons. The record is from RefSeq and is a predicted model, not a curated record. NCBI's taxonomy places the organism in Eukaryota, Fungi, Ascomycota, Eurotiomycetes, Eurotiales, Aspergillaceae. The coding region runs from base 1 to 552 and encodes 183 amino acids.
AUGCAGAGCCAGUUAUUGACCCGAAUCCCAACCGGAAAGCCUGCCACAUGGCAUACACAACACGCUGCUGGUAACCUCCGCUACGCUAUCACCGCAGCCGAUCUUGAGAACGCGGCUGGCCAGCCUCCAAAUCCGCGUCUACGGCUGUCGAAAAUCAAUACCCUGGUUUGCCCUGUCGUCGAAAAUCCCCCGGUUCACCAGUGCGGACAGACGUUUGAGAGCCAGCCUGGUUUCCGUCGGCAUCUCCGCCAGGUUCAUUCUGGAUGCUUCGUGAACCAUAACAUGGAGCGCCUUGCUCGGGAUGAGGACGACUUCCGGAACGCGUAUGGAGAGCGUUUCCAUCGACUCCAGCAACCGGUUACUCCUACUAGUGGUGGCCGUAGUCGACGCCGUGGGCAAAACCCUCCUCCGAACCCGAUUCCAUUUGUGUUACAAGGUCAUGAUAAUGGUAAUCACAACAACAAUGGCGGUAAUAGAGAUAGUGAUGGCGAUGGCGAUGGAGAUGGAUCUGUAUCUAGUAGCUCAGCGGCAUUUUCGACAGGGCGUCCUUAG